Xylaria bambusicola is the source of this 1792-nucleotide messenger RNA. Its product is annotated as P-loop containing nucleoside triphosphate hydrolase protein. The transcript has 4 exons. The coding region runs from base 132 to 1727 and encodes 531 amino acids. The record is from RefSeq and is a predicted model, not a curated record. Lineage: Eukaryota; Fungi; Ascomycota; Sordariomycetes; Xylariales; Xylariaceae. Gene Ontology annotation, molecular function: RNA helicase activity; ATP binding; nucleic acid binding.
CUCAACAGACCAUGAAGACUUCACGACCCCUGCUGUACCUGAUCUAAACCCCGAACUGCAUUGCGUCACUCGAACACCUGGCUAGGUCUUGUGUAUCUGGAAGAAUCUCAUUUGGGAGUGCCGGUCCUUCAAUGUCAUCCAUCUCCGACCACGAAAGCGACCUGGAGCAUGCCGCCUUGAGCCAGUCAAGCCCAGCCCCAGCCGGCUCCGAGUCUGAGGUUGAGUCUGAAUCUGAUUCGCUUGACAACAAUGCUUCUCGCAAACGCCGUAGGCUGUCCAGUGAUUCUACAUCAAGAGGAGAUGUGCUUUCUUUGUCAGUAAAUGUGCCAUCGAGAGUAAAGCCAAGGGCUGCCGCAGUUCAAGUGCCGGCAAAUGUGCCUACGCCCGUGACUGUCGCCGAGGCUGAGGUCACUGUUCCCGGAAACUCAUCUUUGUCUUUCCAUGAUCUGAACCUGAGGCCAUGGCUUACCCAGAGUCUGAAAAACAUGGCUAUACAUCGCCCUACUCGCAUUCAACGGCUCACUAUACCUGCCAUCUUAGAAGGCCGCAAUGUGAUCGGCUCGUCUAGGACAGGCUCCGGUAAAACAGUGGCCUUCAUGGCUCCCAUUCUCCAACUGUGGUCUCAAGACCCGAGUUCGAUAUAUGCUGUCGUUUUGACUGCUACAAGAGAACUUGCUCUGCAAAUCCAGCAACAAGUGAAAGCUAUUGGUGCAGUGAGGUCCUUGAAGACACUACUAGUUACAGGCGGUGCAGACAUGCGCCAGCAAGCAAUAGAGCUCGCGCAGCGUCCACACAUCGUAAUAGCGACCCCUGGCCGCUUAGCUGAUCAUAUUAGAUCUUCGGGAGAAGACACUGUUGCAGGUCUCAAACGAACCAAGUUCGUUGUCCUUGAUGAAGCGGAUCGAAUACUUGCCGCCAACGGGCCUGGUAGCAUGUUGCCAGAUCUAGAAGUAGUCCUCGGUGUAUUACCUCCAUCAACACAAAGACAGACACUUCUUUACACGGCCACCGUAACCCCCGAGGUCAGAGCCUUGAAGGACAUGCCGGCAAAGCCCGGUAAGAAAGGGGCCUAUGUCUGUGAAGUGGACAUAGAAAAAAUCGCUGUUCCAGAUACUUUACGGCAGAUGUAUCUGCAAGUCAACGUUACUCACAAGGAAUACUACCUUCAUGCAUUUCUUCUCACCGACGUAAAUGUAGAAAAGUCACUCAUUAUCUUCUGCAACCGGGCCUCGACAGCUCAAUAUCUUCACCAUUUGUUACGGCUUCUGGAUCAUCGUGUUACAGCUCUUCACUCGAAGUUGCCCCAGCGGGAGAGGACAUCCAAUUUAGAGCGAUUCAGAGCCAAGGCAGCCCGAAUACUGGUGGCCACUGAUGUAGCAAGUCGUGGCUUGGAUAUACCAGAGGUAUCCUUAGUUCUCAACUAUGACAUCCCGCAAGAAGCAGUUGAUUAUAUUCACCGAGUAGGUCGAACCGCGCGAGCUGGUCGUAAAGGCGACUGUGUCUCGUUCGUAGGGCAACGUGACGUCGAGCGAAUUCAUAAUAUAGAAGAAAGUGUUGGCGGCAAGCAAAUGGAAGAGUGGAGUGAAGAGGGAGUGAAUCUGGAAACACGCUUCAUACGCGAUCAUAUGAAGGCCGUCAGUGAGAAGAAACGAGAGGCAUUGUUGAAUAUCGAAGAGCAUAGGGAAGUUGGCGGUAAAAGGAAAAAGACCAAGCUACGACUACAGUAACAGCCUACCACUAGUCAUCUACUUACAAUCAAUGAAGACAAUAAUAGAAAGAUAAUAUCCGACCG